AGUAGGUAGGUACUUAAGUCAAUACCUUCACGUAUAAAGAAGCACACAACUGUUUUUACAGUAGUCGCUGUAAAUCGUUAAUAACGAUAAAGAACUGAUUGUACCUAGACCGACAAAUCGUAAAUGCAUUUAGCGGUGUCACUAUUUAUGUAAGAUCGAAAUUCACAUAAACCAUGUCCAGAUGGAUGUUGACUGCUAAAGGACAAAAAGUUCUUUUUUUAUAAUUCGUGCUGUGACAUAAAUUGUUACCUACCGUAGUUCGUUUGCUGGCAUUCGUAUAAUAUUCGGAAUAAUAUUAUGAUAACUCCAGAAAUGUCAACCUCAAUCAAUAAGCAACCGACAUCGCUCGAAUCGGGUCGACAAUGGAAUCAUACCUCUCAAGGGCACGAUAAUCCUGUAUUCGACACCCCCCGAAGUCGGAAAGUUUCUGCCACAUCAGAUCACUCGGAUAUGGGCCCAGUUCGCAAAAAAAGCAUUCUCCACAAUAACAGUUCUACAGAUCUUGGAAGGCACAUUGGAGAUGAACGGUCGAAGAAAACGUCAGUUACAGAAUCAGUGCAUUCACGAGCACGAUUUUCUGAUAUAGAAGAAGAAAAUAGGUCGUGGUGGUACUCAUUCUGCCUCAAGUGUAGAUCAAAGGAAUCGCAUCCAUCAUGGCGACCGUCAUUUUGGAGCAAAGCUUGCCCUUAUCCUUUUUGUCCCACAUACCGUCAGUUUUCCAGAAUAGUCGCUAUCUCACUGAUAGGGUUGCUAGCGUGGGGAAUAGUCUAUUCUGUAAUUGGAGAUACAGCCGCUCCCGGGGGACAAUUAUUUCAGUUAAUUUUUCUCAGUAUAGCCGCCCAUUUCGGGGGUUGGCUGAUGACACUCACCACACUGCCAGCUCUUAUAGGAAUGCUUGCAGUCGGCCUUUUAUUUGGAAAUGUUGGUUUAGUAGAAUUCGAUGAUUCAUUUGCGGAAGUAACCAAAGUUUUAAGAGAAAUUGCAUUGGUUAUUAUCCUAACUCGAGCAGGAUUAGAUUUGGAUCCGCAGGCUCUUAAAAAGCUAAAAUUUACAGUUCUAAAACUCGGUGUUGGUCCUUGGCUAAUCGAAGCCGCUGUAAUUACGGUUAUGUCCCGAUUUCUUCUUCAACUUCCUUGGGACUGGAGUAUGCUUUUGGGAUCUAUUGUAGCAGCCGUUUCUCCAGCAGUCGUCGUACCAUGUCUGUUUCGAUUACGCAGAAAAGGAUACGGAGUUGCCAAAGGCAUUCCAACGCUUAUAAUAGCGGUUGCUGGAAUAGACGAUGCCCUAUCAGUAGCAGGCUUUGGAAUAAUUAGAAGUAUCAUGUUUUCGAACGAUACAUUGCUAAUGCAGAUUUUACAAGGUCCAAUUUGCGUAAUUGGCGGAAUAGGAUUCGGGAUACUAUGGGGAGCCAUAAGCAGCGUUGCCCCCGAGAGAUACGAUCCUUUUGUUGUACCUCUCAGGAUUAUUAUGUUGCUGUCUGGUGGACUGAUCGCGGUCAUGGGAAGCGAAGUGAUAGGAUACAGUGGAGCGGGUCCUUUAGGAUGUGUGGCUGCAGCAUUCGUGUCGCUAUGCUUCUGGACCAAACAAGGAUGGGAAGUGGAAGACAAUCCUGCAGCUAUAGCCUUUGAAAUAUUUUGGAUGAUUUUUGAACCGAUAUUGUUUGGCGUAACUGGAGCGCAAGUUAAAUUUUCUGAACUGUCACCUGAUGUAGUGUCCAUUGGACUUGGAUGUCUUGUUGGAGGAAUCGUUCUGAGGAUAUGUGGAACUGCCCUGUUGGGAAUCGGUUGCAGACUGAAUUUGAAAGAGAAAUUUUUCGUCGGAAUUGCUUGGAUGUCCAAAGCAACUGUUCAGGCUGCAUUGGGUCCAAUACCAUUAUCGUUGGUGGGGACCAAUGCCGACACGACCGAAUAUGCAAACAAAGUGCUAAUGGUCUGCGUCUUGUCCAUCAUACUGACUGCUCCAACGGGAGCAACACUAAUCACAAUUUUCGGUCCGCGGCUUCUUACUAAAACUAAAAUUCCGCACAUUCCCGAAGGAUGGAGACGAAGUCAUCGUCCAUCGAUUAGGGAUAUUAGUAUUAUCGAUGAAGAUGAGGAAAGAACUGAUAGCAGCAUAGAACAAUCCAAUGGUAAUGGUAUUGGGAAGAUGACGUCCCAAACAAAAUUGGACGUUUAAUAAGCCAUGGUAAUGGUAAAUUAGCGAAGAAAAUAGAAAUGAGAUUUGUGCUUUAUGGAACACAAUAACAAAAUUUUAAAUUUAUUGUGCCCAAUACCAAUGGAAAAUAAGUCAAGAUUACUUAUACGUAUGGCAUCAGCGAAUCAUAGUGUAAAAUGUGAGCAUUUUGCUACUUAAUAUUAGUGAUUUUAUUAAAUCUAAAUUUUAAUAAAUACCUUCAUUCUCGUCCCGGAAAAAAACGUAGCUGUGCUUUUUUUGGAAUUUUGUAUACGACGAGAGAAACGGUAGGUACAUUAAAAGAAUGAAAUGUGAUCGAACGAUAUUUAGAAUGUACCUGUACCUAAAUAAUGCUGUCCUUGUAUUUAUGAUAUAUACAAUUGUACAUAAAGAAUAUCUGUAGAUAAGUAAAUAAAGAGUUCUUGUUAUUAAGAGUA
Messenger RNA from Agrilus planipennis (emerald ash borer), 2609 nucleotides. RefSeq names its product sodium/hydrogen exchanger 9B2 (gene Nha1). The coding region runs from base 298 to 2175 and encodes 625 amino acids. The transcript is spliced from 6 exons. NCBI's taxonomy places the organism in Eukaryota, Metazoa, Arthropoda, Insecta, Coleoptera, Buprestidae. Gene Ontology annotation, biological process: proton transmembrane transport. Gene Ontology annotation, molecular function: antiporter activity. The record is from RefSeq and is a predicted model, not a curated record. Gene Ontology annotation, cellular component: membrane.